Molecule: messenger RNA, 1669 nt
Organism: Trametes versicolor FP-101664 SS1
Lineage: Eukaryota; Fungi; Basidiomycota; Agaricomycetes; Polyporales; Polyporaceae
Exons: 12
Coding region: 143-1669 (508 amino acids)
Source: RefSeq, a predicted model, not a curated record
CUGACACCUAUCUGUAGCCUAUGUGCAGAGUCCUUGUGGCCUGGUCUCCUGUUUCUGCAUCCUUCGUGCUGCCCUGUUUCUUUCCUCCGUUAUCUAUCGGAGGCUGCGUUGCUACUGGUCGCUCAUCCUAGUACGCCCGGUCAUGCGCAGCCCCGCGCAGUUUGGACGUUGUUAUGCAAGCUACUUUGUGGCCGCGUGGUUACUAUUCGCCGGGCGGCUCGUGUUCGUAGCAGCGGACGGUGCCACUCAGUGCGCGAGUGGACAACUGGAUUGGUAUACCAGCGUUGUCGGCGAGACACCUUGCAAAACCUAUGAGCGACUGCGCCAAAUUUGCAAUAGUGAUUACCAGGUGCCGAAAUUCAAGUCGAAGCCCCCAGGUGACGCAUGCGACGACCAAGUCUCCGCAUGUUGCUGCAACGAUGUAGCGUUCGGGCUCAGUAUGCUCUGCAUGAACUGUCAGCUAGAUCCUAAAGCUGGGAACGAGAUUGGGAUCGAUGCGCCGCCUGGAACAUACGCGACGUACCGAGGAGCGUGUGGCGCUGGAACAGACAAAGCGCUGGAUUCCGAAACACAGCGGGCCGUGUGUAACAAAAACCUCAAAAUAGAUGAUUUCCUUUACAACGGCUGGGAUGACGGCGCCUGGUUCUACGUAUGGACGAAGGAACACGCGGAGGUCACCCAUGCUGCAAGCAACAACAACACCUUCACGCACUGCUCCAACCAGGUAUCCUCGUCCGCAUCACUCGCUCCGCUCGGCCCGUCCUCUUCGACCAGCACGUCACCGACUCCCUCGCAGGCGAGCUCUCCCUCCAUAGCCACAUCAUCCCAGGCUUCUACAGUCCCUACACCUUCCGGAAACACGACAAACAGCACCGCCAGCGACGAACACACAUCCUCCGGGCUGUCAUUCACGGCUAGCGCUGCCAUCGGCGGCGUCGUCGGCGUGCUCGGUGUUUGCGCGAUCGCGGCCGCUGGCAUCUUCUUCUGGAGAAGACACAAGAGGGCGCAGCAUGCGUACACCUGCCCCAGCAACGCCGCGCGCCGGAGCUACAAUGUCUUUGCGGACAAACCGCCGGAGACCGUGGGGGUGGCUUCGCCGUAUCUCAUGUCCACGGAUACGAGGGGUGUCGCAAAUGCGCAGGUAGAUAGGAGGAAUUCGGAUAGCCAGGAUGCCGGAGAAUCUUCAUGCCCCAGCGGCCACAGCUACGAGUCCGACAUCGACAUCGACGGCCCUCCCGAGACAGCUCCGAGUAUGCCCAACGCUCCAUCCGCCGGUGUGGUGACUAGCGACGCCGGAGCUACACAAUCGUUCAAGAACUCGACGCCCUCGAUGAUAUCUCCCCAACAAAUCCAGGCCCCCGAGUCUCACGCUCCCCCUUACGAUGAUCUGCAGAGUCCCGUCCCCGAGAGCGACGCGCCCAACCCUGCCCCCCAGUACGCUGUCCCGGGCCGCUUUGACAGCGACCUGCGCCAUACGGACGCCGGCGUCCUUAUCCCUCUCUCCCGGUCCUCAUCUGGGAGACUCCCGCCAGCCUAUCUCUCGUGGGAGAACAACGUCGAUCUGGGGUCUGCCCCUCCGCUGCCUCAGCAAGGGAGCGCAAGUUUGUCCGGUGCACUCGUUGUCGAUCAAAAUGCUACGGCUUUCAGACUGGAAGGGAAGGCGGAAUAG